Cyclospora cayetanensis is the source of this 1629-nucleotide messenger RNA. Its product is annotated as uroporphyrinogen decarboxylase. The record is from RefSeq and is a predicted model, not a curated record. NCBI's taxonomy places the organism in Eukaryota, Apicomplexa, Conoidasida, Eucoccidiorida, Eimeriidae. Gene Ontology annotation, cellular component: cytosol. Gene Ontology annotation, biological process: heme biosynthetic process. Gene Ontology annotation, molecular function: uroporphyrinogen decarboxylase activity. The transcript is spliced from 11 exons. Bases 1 to 1629 code for a protein of 542 amino acids.
AUGCCGUUGCCGCAGUGUCGAAGGGGCCACGCUGCUGACGCUGCCUUGUGUUUCACGACAGGCUUUCUUGAGGAAGCUGUAAUUCUGCUGGAAUGGGGCCCCCUCGAAAAAGCCGCCUGUCGGUCAGUCGCUAGAGCUAAUGCCAGUGGCGCUGCUGCUGCCAGCGCAGAGUGCACGACGGAUGAUGGGCCGUUCUCGCUGCGAAGUGCAAUGGAAGACAUGCGGCAGACUACCUGCCUACCGCAGGCGGACGGGGGUGGUUCCUCGUGUUACAGCAAAUGGAAGCAGCAGACUGCUGAUGUGGCCUCCUUUUCUGCGGCCACAGCAGCCAGCCCCUGCUCGGCUGUGGGGCCCCCGUCUGACAAGGAUCGCGAACUGGCUGUCUCCAAGCCUCAGCGGGGAACCGAGAUUCCUGAGGCCUUGGGAGCUUCGUUGCUGCAAAGCGACAUGGCCGCAGAAGAGGUUCCUCCGACGACGGAAGAAGUGAAGCAGCAAAUCCGAACGAGGCGCCUUGCCAACCCUUUGCUCGCCUCCCGGCCCCUUCAAAAUGACGCUCUCCGUGUUGCCCUCAUGGGACCCGAGGCGUAUGCCGCUCUAGUGGCCAACGCACCUUCAAGCGCUAAGGGCCCCCAAAAGGAUUCCCCGCCUCAUCUCGACACUUUUGCUGUUCCAGUUUGGGUGUGUCGAGAUCCCUUGCUGGCAGCGGAGGUGACCCUGCAGCCCUUGCGGCGCUUCCACCAACUAGACGCAGUUAUUAUCUUCAGCGACAUUCUCGUUCUGCCCGAGGCCAUGGGGAUGCCUCUUUCCGUAGAAGGCGCAGGGCCCCGGUUUGACUGGAGACUGCAGAGCCCCGCAGACAUUCGACGUCUGGACACCACAUUUAACGUGGAAGACAAACUUGGUUAUAUCUUUGACGCGAUCUUUGCAACCGUAGAGAAGCUGGAAGGACGCGUACCGCUGAUAGGGUUUUGUGGGGCACCCUUGACUCUCCUUUGCUACAUGGUUGAGGGACGUUCCUCAGCUAACGGCUGGCGCAGUUGCAAGGAGUUUCUCUUUGCGUAUCCUGAGGAGUCCCUGCUGCUGCUGCAACAAAUUGCUGCACUAGCAGCACAGUACCUAAUAAAGCAGGUCUUUGACACAAGCGCGGGGUUUUUUUCUCCCGAGCAGUACAAACGGUUUGGCGUUCCUUUUAUGACGCAGAUUGCUGAGGAAGUCUCCGCUGCACGUCCAGGUGUGCCGCUGAUUGCAUUCCCUAAGGACCAACCUCUGGACGCCUUUGCUGGCUCAGCUUUCUCUGCGGUCAGCCUUGGCUGGGGUUCAGAAAGGGCAGUCGCGAAGGCUCGCUUCCAGCAGGGGACACCACUGGGGAUGAGGCCUCCUCUCGACGAUGUGGGCGUAAAAGCCCUCCAGGGGAACCUUGACCCUUCUAUCCUCUAUGCUCCAGACGAGGUUCUCAAGCAGCAGACUGCGGAGAUGGUCCGGAGUUUUCAGCCUGGGCGCUAUGUUGCCAACCUUGGCCAUGGGAUGGAACCCCAGAUGGACCCUGCAAAGCUGGCUCUCUUCCUACAGACCGUCAAAAAUACGGCAGCGGAGAUAAAGAAGGAGUAUGCAUCCAGGCAGAGAACGUGA